AAUAAUAAGACUAAGAAAAUGCUAGAGAAGUACAAGCUAAUGCUCAUGGCAGCUCUUUUCUGCCUGAGUGCAGUCAUCCUCGGAGUAAAUCUGCUCCAAAAUCGAAGUAUUCUAGGUUCUUUAGGGGCUAUUAAUGAAGACUUCACUCUCGAGCCCUCAGAAAGCGAUCAAAAUUGGGAUUCUAAUUAUUUCAGAAAUCUCUCUCCGGUCAGCGAGGAAAUUGCAAACGAAAAUGUGGCAGCGGAGCCACCAACAGAGAAUGAACAAGAAAGAGAAACUAGCAGCCCUGAAAGCAAGCUUCAAUUGCUUAACAGCACAGAAAGAAGAAAAGAGAUCUUAAAUAUUGAGUCAAAGACCUUCGGAGGUACCUGGAGUCUUAAUGAACAAAAAGAUAGGGCUAGACUUAGCUCCCAUUUGAACAAUAUUAAAGGGAUAGUCAAGUCUAAGUUGGUCUAUCAUAAGGAAGGUGCUACCCUACCAGAACUCAAACUUGAUAGCACUCUCCAUGACGGAAAGUACAGAGACCAGGUGAUUUAUCUCAAGGUCUUUUUUGAAGAGAUCUAUAUCAGAACAGAUAAUAACACUAUUGUAGUGAACCACAAGAAUGCAAGCGUGGAGGUAUCUUAUGGUAGACUUUAUUCGAUUACUCAAGACCAUAACUGCCAGGCUGAUAUACAAGGAAAUUUCGACUUCAGCGAUUUGAAGAAUAUCAAGAGUAACAUUGUGCUGACUUCUGAUGGGUCUUGCUUCCCUGAAAAAUUAACAUUUGACCUUGAGUAUCCUAACAAGUUUGCUAUCUCUAAAAGAAGAGUAUUCAAUUACGUCAUUAUCUUAUCAUGCCUGCUUAUUGGGUACUGAUAUGUGACAAAUAAGCAAUGAUAUGAGGCUGAGCAGAACCAGGCGAUUGCAAACAGGAUUUCCAUGACCACUUUGUCAUGGAACACCAUCUGGAACUUUUGAUUGUUUAACAUCUAUCUCAGUUACGCUCUUCAGUUACAAGAUUAUGGAUACUUUGCAAUUUCGGCCUGAAUGUACUUUAUUUUAUGAUUUAUUUUCGAAUUAAAAUUGCUCCUGAUCUGCUGGAAAGCAAAGAAUAUUGAACUGUUCUCUCAAGGAAACGAGGCUGUAAGAAGAGCCUUGAUCACCUUCUACAUAAAGUUCUACCUAAUUGCCCUAAUGAGUCUGCUCACUCUUGAAAGAAUCAUUGGAAGCAAUAUUACGCUGUUCCUUUUAUGCGGAAGUACUCUUUUCCCUCAGAUUAUCGAAAAUGCUAUAAAUAAGUCAAGGAACACACCUAGCAUGCUGUAUGCUACUGCAAUGAUGGUAACCCAGUGAUUCUUUGCUGUGUACAUCAAGGGAUGUUCUUCAAAUGUCAUGGAGCUAAAAUCUGAUUACAAAUGGACUAUAUAUUUUGUAUCUUAUGUCGUUUUUCAAAUCUUUUUCCUCUACUUACAACGCAAAUUCGGCUCAAGAUUCUUUAUUCCAAAAUUUUGAAGAUUUUGGGAUGAGUACAACUACUAUAAAAAUUUCAAUGAAGAUCUUGAGGAAGGAAACAACUCUGAUGGAGGGCUAACUUGCUGAAUCUGUCUUAACCCUCUCACCUUCUCCGAAGAAGGAGAAACCCAAGUUGAUUCUCAGACCAGGAGUGGAAUUUCAAGAUUCUUGUUCAGAAGAACGACCACAGAUUCAAGCUCCAAUAUGUACAUGAAGACACCAUGUGGUCACAAAUACCAUCCGUCUUGCCUAAAGGCAUGGAUGAGGAGGAAACUCGAGUGUCCAUUCUGAAGGACGUCCAUUCCGGCUCUAGACGAAGAGGAAGAGUAACAAUGAUUCUAAGCUUCUAAAAUAUUUGAGUUUCAUUCUAAUU
Molecule: messenger RNA, 1867 nt
Organism: Moneuplotes crassus
Lineage: Eukaryota; Ciliophora; Spirotrichea; Euplotida; Euplotidae
Source: the annotation of a GenBank genome assembly